UGCAUCUUGUAUGCACCGGCCUCGCCGCGAGCUCGCCUCACUGCUGGCAGCCCGGGGGCCGGCCGGGGGUGGGGCGCCGGGCGCGGCGCCGGCGCGGGAUGCAGCUUGGGCAGCUUAUCGGUGUAGUCGAGUCCAGCGAGCUACUCUGACUGAAGACUGGAGACGAAUUCAUUAUGGCUUCUCAUCGAAUUCGCAACCCAUUACUCCGUGCAAUACAUGAACAUAAUACAGAUGAGAGGUUCAGGAGAUCAAACUUGAGAAAAUAUUAUGACGUGGAAGCGUGGUACAGCUGUGAUACUAGCAAGCUCCCUGACUGGCUGGCAUCCAAGUUUGUACAGAGCAAUUUGGACCAGAGGACAGAGGCUUUCCUUGAUGGCUGCUACGAGAAAUCUGGUUGGAUGCUGACCCAAAUGUGGCAUAGCCUAGCCAAGUCAGCUCUUUCAUUCUUCAUGUCAACUACCUCGGUGAAUGGGUUGUUGAAGAGAGGGUCCAUGUUUGUGUUCUCCAGAGACCAAAUCCAGCAUCUCCUUGGGGUUACAGCUGACUGGAAAGCAGAAAAGGUCAUUGACCUUGGGGCAGGUGAUGGGGAGGUCACAAAGGAAGUAGACUUCAUGUUCAAAGAGGUUUAUGCCACGGAGGCAUCAUGGACUAUGCAGUGGAGGCUGUCCCAACAAGGCUGCAAAGUACUUCCCAUUGAUGGAUGGAGUUUAGAGAAGACUGGGCAUGCAUAUGAUGUGAUAAGCUGUUUGAACCUACUUGAUAGAUGUGAUCAGCCUCUGUUACUACUCAAGGAAAUGAAAGAAUCACUAUCAUCAUCGGGUGUGGUCAUCAUGGCAGUGGUGUUGCCAUUCAAGCAGUUUGUAGAACAUGGUUCAAACCAGAACAAGCCUUCUGAAGUGAUUGAGAUCCAAGGAGAGACUUGGGAGGAACAGGUCCAGCAUCUAGUCCAGGAGGUGAUCCAGCCUGCAGGAUUCCAAGUCCGAAGCUUCUCCAGGGUACCUUACCUCUGUGAGGGGGAUGCCACCGAACCCUUCUACCACCUGAAUGAUGCGCUCUUUGUUCUAGAGAGGGGUGAAGAUGCUGUAGACAGUCAACGAGAGCUGGAAAUGGAAGCUGUUCCAAGCAGUAGCUUAAGUAUAGAAUCAGAAAGAUGAUGAAUAUCACAUGAGUGUGAAGAAAACAGUACUCUUUGAAUAACAGUAUUUUUGUUUGUGUGCUCAGUGGGAGCAAUCGGAAUGGAUGCAAGAAUCUGUACCUGUGCAGAGAUGGGACAACUUGAUCUACAAGCAGUAAGUCUACUAAACCCAUUUGGUCUAAUUGCCGUUUCGUUUGCACGACUCUUGGUCUAAUACCCACUCAGUCUAAUUCUCAUUAGUUCAAUUUCCACUUCACCUUUUUAUUGAUAUUUUUUUGGCUCUGUCAAAUUCAAAUUUGGUUCAUGAACAGUUCGUCUAACCAUAUAUACACAAAGUGGAUCUUAGAUGAAAUGUGUCUAGCCUCACAGGAAAUUAUACCACAUGGUAAAUGGCAAAUGGUUUAGAUGAGCUAAACUGGUUGUACACAAAGAAAAAUUAGACCAGGUGGGUGUUUCAUAAAGCUGUUCGUAAAGUUACGAAUGACUUUACGCACGACUGGAACAUUUUCUCAGGUCAUAUCUCAAUUUACAUAGGGAUAUCACAUAGCACAAGAAGGGAUCACCAGUCGUGCGUAAAGUCAUUCGUAUCUUACGAACAGCUUUAUGAAACACCCACCAGGUUGGAUGAGACCUAAUGGAAAGUACACUAAGCAGUUGAAGACCAAGUAGCAAUAUACAAUCCAAAGUGCCUAAAUCCUUGUCAUUGUAAUAUACUGUAUGUAGAGACAAACUUGAUUUGUUUCACAACUGAAAUAUCAAAAUUUAUAAUAGGGAGUAGGCCUAUGAAAUGACUUUUCAUCACAGCUGUGAAGAACACACAUCCCAACAAGUAAUCUGCUAGUAUGUGAAUCAACUCAUGUUGUGCAUCAGGGCUGGUUUACAGUUCAAUACUUAAGCCAGAAUUUGAAGUGUUUUAUUAGGAUCUUUAGUUUUGGUACCCCCCCCCCUCCUCAAAGUGCAUGCCACCAUUCCAUUUCAUGUUUAUCCACACUUUGCCACUCUCCACCCAGGCGCUAAAUGGGUACCCGGUAGGAUGUGAAAGUCAUUGUUGCUUGUCCAGUACCGUGUGUGCCUCACUGGCGACUGAGUGGAAUACUCUGCAGGGAGUGGAGGAUAUGCUUACAUAACAUGCGGGAAUGACUGAUUGAAUCCGAUGACCGGGAUAUAUCUGUAAAGCGCUUAGACAUGUCGUUCCGAUGUAUUAAGCGCUAUCGGAUUAUUAUUAUUACUCCUGCAUCCUUGCAUGCCAUUAACACUUUUUUUCCUGAUGUGUACUCUGUUACUUAUACUUCAUCUGUAUGUUAUAAAAAGAAGAGAAGCUUAUGGAAAAUUGAAAUAAGCACAGGUGUAAAGGCAUGGUCACACUGCCCAAGCUUUCUUGGAGAGGUCGUGGAGCGGAGAGAAAAAAAUCAUCACCUCUCGCUACCGUUCACCAUUUUCGAUUUCGAUUGUUUUUUUUU
Molecule: messenger RNA, 2595 nt
Organism: Lytechinus variegatus (green sea urchin)
Lineage: Eukaryota; Metazoa; Echinodermata; Echinoidea; Temnopleuroida; Toxopneustidae
Product: methyltransferase-like protein 9
Exons: 5
Coding region: 174-1154 (326 amino acids)
Molecular function (GO): protein-L-histidine N-pros-methyltransferase activity
Source: RefSeq, a predicted model, not a curated record